UACUCCAGCAUUCAAGACUCACCCAGGAACCCUUGUGCUGAGAGAAAGAUGAUUUAUCGAGAGCACUGGCAACGGGAGCUGCUGGAGUUCCAUGAAGACCCGACUGCAUUUGCUUCUUGGGCGCCCCCUCCAGACAUAAACUCUCUAGGCUUGGGUGGAUUCCUGCCCCACCCACUCCAUUCCCAGAGGCCAGAAGAAAGGACUGUCAGCCAAUUACUGCACCUCCGAUCCAGCCACCUUCAGAGCAUCAUUGAAAGGACUGUCUUCUGCCCGCGUUGAACCUGAUACAGACAGAGAGUGCCAUGAGGUCCUGGGUUCUCCUCUUCCUGCUCCUUCAUGUGGUUAUGAUGCUUCUGCCUGUCCUGGGAGGCCUCUGGAACAAAUAUUCUCAUGAAGCAAAAGCCAUUGAACAAUGCUGGGUACAGCCUCCACCAAUGUUCUGUGAAAAAAGGUGCACUAAAUUCCACAUCUGUUUACUUCCAAAUUCUACAUGCUGCUGGACCUAUUGUGGAAACAUCUGCUUGGACAGAGAAGAGCCGUUUAAAUCAAUGCUAAAACCCAGGGUCUAG
Choloepus didactylus (southern two-toed sloth) is the source of this 569-nucleotide messenger RNA. It is a transcript of the gene WFDC9, whose product is annotated as WAP four-disulfide core domain 9. The transcript has 5 exons. Bases 303 to 569 code for a protein of 88 amino acids. NCBI's taxonomy places the organism in Eukaryota, Metazoa, Chordata, Mammalia, Pilosa, Megalonychidae. The record is from RefSeq and is a predicted model, not a curated record.